ACAAGCACAAGCGCAAAACAAGAGUGUGAGCUGCGUCUGACAGUUGUCUGGCUUCAGAUAUUUGUUGAUAUAAGAUUUAGUGCUAUCUGAAGUUAUUCUUAUUGGGCUAAUUUAACGGACUAUUGCACGUAAUAUAAUCAGCGUUUAUGGCCAGUGACUUGUUAACCAAAAAUGUUUGGGUCGCUCCGGGGCAGGACGCGCUCGACCACUGUAAACCCGCCGCACCACCAAUGACGGGCAGGCUAAGGGGAGGAGGUGGAGAAGCAGAAAAAGAAGAAUAUGGUCAAGUCCUCUACAACAUGAGAAAUAUAAUGAGUGGAAGCUCUUCAUUUCAUGACUACAAUCUGGGUAAAUGUGAGAUGGACAAAUAUCUGUCACCUCACCCUCAGAAAGUCCCAGACACCCGACAGCCAUCUUUCACAGAGGACCUUAGUACCCCAUACAGCAUCAACAUGAGCCUCCUCCUCCCUGAUGUUAACUACUUGCGCCCCAGCUUGUGUCGGCCUAUGAGACCCAUCAAGACAGAGCCUCUCUCCCACUCCCUCAGUUGUCAGGAUAACCCUGGUCCAACAACCCUUCCAGAAGACCCUGAGCUUUAUGGCACUUCAAUAGGUACAGGAAGUAAUGUGUUCAUCAAACAGGAAAUGCCCUCCCUGGACUUCCCAGAUGUUCCGUUGUUCCAGCUGUUGAACUCUGAGCUGGACCAGCCAGUUCCCGGUCAUCCAGUGAACUCCAAUCCCCACCGUGAAGUCCCUGUAUCCACCUUAUCUGUCCCUUUCAGUAACAUCCACUUAUCGCCCCCCCAGACUGCAGUCAAUUUAAUGGGAUGUCCACAAAAUGGCAGCUAUCCUCUGACAAAUCAGUUCUCAAGCCACUUGCAGCACAGACCAGCCUAUCUUCCUCCGUCCCCGCCCAACUCUGAGCCAGGGAGUCCAGACAGAAGAAAAGAGCUAGGACAGAAUCCUUCUCCACCUCCAUCUUACGCUGCAAGUAUUGCCUCCAAAUUGAGUCCUAGUCUUCAGCCACUCCAAAGCACAGUUCUAGGAUCAGUUCAGUGCUCCAGUCUUGGACAAACUCAGGUUCCAGAUCUUGGACAUGGGCAAAGUUCUAGUCAUGGAUCAGGCCAGAUCGCUGGUGUUAGGCCAGUGUCCCCAACUUUGGCCCAGUCUGGCCCAGGCAGGUAUAACCGUAGGAAUAACCCUGACCUGGAGAGGAGGAGGAUACAUCAUUGUGAUGUUCCAGGAUGUAAGAAAGUCUACACCAAGUCUUCCCAUUUAAAGGCCCAUUUGCGAACCCAUACGGGAGAGAAGCCGUACCAAUGCUCCUGGGAGGGGUGCGAGUGGCGCUUCGCUCGCUCUGACGAGCUGACUCGCCACUUCAGGAAACACACAGGGGCCAAGCCCUUCCAGUGUGGUGUGUGCAACCGCUGUUUCUCUCGGUCUGACCACCUGGCACUACACAUGAAAAGGCACCAGAGCUAGAGAAAUCUACAUGUACUGUAUGUAUUUAAAAUUGGAUGAAAGACAUUAUUUUCCCCACAGGAUUAGGCUUUAUGUGCUUACUGAGAAAAAACACAACAAAUAUUAAGGAAUGUGAGGACAAAUUUUUUUUUUAUUAUAUCUGUGUAUCUUACACUGCAAUGUGGGUGUAGAUUUUCCAAGUAUUUAUUUCAGUAAAUAUUGGCAGAUUUAUUUUUGAAUAAUCAAAAAGGUGGAAAAAGUCAAACUAUAAUGGUACAAAAGCUACUUUUAGAACAGUAUCCCCAAACCUCUGCUAAAAUAUCUGCAUUCAAAACAUGCAGUAUAUUUGAUCUAUUCCAAUCUGGCACAUCAGAUCGAACUUAUCUUGGAGUUGACAAGGUGGUAAGUUAAUCAGGGUGUAAUCAUCCCUCCAAACAAGCUGUUUUAGUUGGAAUUUGUGUUAUUGCAAUAGUUUCUAUUUAGAAAAAUGCAGGUAGGUCCCUCAGUGUUCUGUUUGAUAAAAGGUUUUGCAAACUAAAACAUUUUGUUUGGCAGAACUAAUACAUUUCAGUUGUGCUAGUUCUGGAAUAUAUUGGACAAGUGGAACAAUUGGGUUUACUCAAUCUACAGAGUCAUCUCUGCUUUUUCUACUGAGUAUUGCCAAAGAAAGGCAAAUUAUUGAGAAUGUAUUGCUAUUGACGUGGAUGACCACCUUUUAAUACUGUAAACUUACAAAGGGAAUUCUAAUAUUUUUUUAAAUCUUGUUUUACAAUUAAUAUAAAACAGCUUUUCCAAGUGCCUUUUUAAUGUUUUAUGAAUUCAUUAAAGAAAUUGUCUGUUACACUGAAAAAUGUACAUUUGUUUGCUGACACAUUGUCUACAAAUUGCGUUAUACAAUAUGUUUUUAUAAUAGAUAAUUUGAUUGAAUAAAUUGAUUAUUAAGAGCUAUAAUUUCAGGUUAAUUUGUUUAUGUAAAUAUGUAUUAUUUUCUCUAUUUCUAAAGCUGUUGUCAAUGUUUUGUUUAUUGCUCUUCUAUACUGUAAAGAUUAGAAUUACACUUACUUGUAAAUAGUGCUUCACAUAUUUUUUAUGUGUUCAGCAUUUUGAGAUUGCCUACUUGUAAAAUAUAUAGGCCAAGACAGCUACUUGAGCAAAAGGAAAAAAUAUCUAAUAAACGUUUGGUUUACAAUGUAUGCAAUAAGAAAAGUUGUUAUUGCUUUCAUGUUACAGUACAUGUGGAAUAAGCAUGUAUUGAUAUUGUAUUAACAAUACAUUUUAGAAUCUCACACCUCUAUUGACACUAGCCUCUGAGAAAAGAACAUCACCAAUCUGCAUAGGCCUUGCAUAGAAAACACUUGUUUAUCUUAUCAUUUCUUUUUAACAUUUGCUAAUUAUUUGUGUUUGAAAUGUCAUUUGUCAGUUUCUUGUAGAGCAAAACCAAGACAAAAAUGUAUGUGGCUUAAUGUAAAAUAAAUUAGGUUGUCACACCUUUGCAAAAUCCCA
Messenger RNA from Esox lucius (northern pike), 2963 nucleotides. RefSeq names its product Kruppel-like factor 5b (gene klf5b). Gene Ontology annotation, molecular function: DNA-binding transcription factor activity, RNA polymerase II-specific; RNA polymerase II cis-regulatory region sequence-specific DNA binding. Bases 147 to 1481 code for a protein of 444 amino acids. Gene Ontology annotation, biological process: regulation of transcription by RNA polymerase II. The record is from RefSeq and is a predicted model, not a curated record. The transcript is spliced from 4 exons. NCBI's taxonomy places the organism in Eukaryota, Metazoa, Chordata, Actinopteri, Esociformes, Esocidae.